This is a messenger RNA of Momordica charantia (bitter melon), 1615 nucleotides long. RefSeq names its product RING/U-box superfamily protein. Gene Ontology annotation, molecular function: ubiquitin-protein transferase activity. The record is from RefSeq and is a predicted model, not a curated record. Lineage: Eukaryota; Viridiplantae; Streptophyta; Magnoliopsida; Cucurbitales; Cucurbitaceae.
ACGGUACUAAGAAAGAAGAGUGUGGAGAAGAGGUUAAAUUAGAGGAUUCUAUCUGAUCCACCCACCAGCAAGAACAAGAAGGGGCACCGGCUGAGAGAGAGAGAGAGAGGGCGGCCUUAAUUUCGCACAUUCGUAGCUUUCAUCGCCUUCAAAUUCCAAUCCGAACGCCCCUAAAAAUGCGCAGUCUUGAUUUAGGAGGAUUGCAAUAUCUGCGUGCGUGAUUUUUCCCAAAAAGCGUAUGUAUAUAAUUUCCGCAUAUUCACCGAAUUUCCGAGUUCCAGGUUUCUCUGUCCUCCACCCACCACCGAAGAUCGUAUUCUUUCGGUCUUCUCCCCACCCCCACUCUACUGCUCUCUCGAGGUGAAAAUCUCAGUAUAAAAAAUCCAGUUUAUUCAAAUUGAAGAGGGAGGGUACUGGUUCGUGGAGGCAAUAGUACUUCUGCGAGCUUAUGUACUCUCGUCUCCAUUUGCCUGCAUAAUCAUUGACCAAGAACCCUCUAUCUAAAUGCAAGUGAAUCGCUAAACUGCUCUAUCCGCUGACUUGGAAACUUGCUGGGUCGGAUAAUAGAUAAUUAUAAAGAGAUUGGUAGGAGUUGGCGCAAUGGGUGCUGUCUGCUGCUGUUUGAGUGUGGAGGAUUAUGAAGACUAUGUUAAUCCAAAUAGUUCAUUAUAUAGGAAUUGCACCUGUCUUAGUUGCUUCAUUCAGAACUUUUUAAAUGCGUACACAUUGAUAUUCCGAAGAGGAGAAGUGCAUUCUGUCUCUUCAUCAAUUCAAGGCACAACAUCUAUGAAUUCUACAGCAUCAACUGAUAACUCUUUAUCUGAAAUGUAUCGCUCACCUCCAAGGCCGUUGCCUUAUGAUGCUGACCCCAGAUACAUCCGCUUGCAGCGAGAUGGAUUAAUUUCUAGGCGAGAGAAGGGGUCAAGCCAUUUACAUGAGGAGUCAGAACCUUUAAGAAGUGAAGUAGAUGCAGAUUCAGAUUCUUUGGACACGCCAGGCAAGUGGAAUGGAUCUGCUUGUCUUGAUGAAUCUAAAGAAAAUCUUGGCAAGUCAUCUCUUAAGUUUCCUUCAACAAAGUCUACCACUGGAGUUGGGUAUGCUUAUACAUCGUCUGAAGAUGAGGAUGUUUGUCCGACGUGUCUUGAAGAAUACACUUCAGAGAAUCCCAAGAUAAUGACACAAUGUUCUCAUCAUUUUCACCUUGGAUGUAUCUAUGAGUGGAUGGAGAGAAGUGAUAACUGUCCAGUUUGUGGCAAGGUAAUGGCAUUCGAUGAAACGACCUGAUGUCGCGGACGAAGCCAGCAACACCUUGGGCAUAACCAACAGGAACGUGGUCAUUUGUGAAUAUUGCAGGAUAAGAUUUGAGUAAAUAUUAUCAAUGAAAGUAUAACCAAGGUUGUCUUCUUUAUCCAUUCUGUUUCCUCUUUUCUUCUUCUUCUUUCUUUUGGAAGAUUAUUUCUUCUAAGUUAUACUGUUGAAACUGAUGUUUCACCAAAAUAUCAUCUUAUAGGGAAGAAAAAUAGGGGUUGUGAUGACUGAGAAACCAUUCCAUUCCUUCCAUGUUUGGUUUCUUUCUUUUAUUUUCUUGGAGUGAAAUGUGUUCACCUUUCAAUCA